AUGCUCCACGUGUUUGCUAGCCUCCAAUUUUACACGGCCACGGCCACCACCGGGCAUGGGAUGGACGGCACACGGCACGAGUCCCGUCGCGCGCCGCUUUACGAAGGUAUGACCUCGGCCGCCACAGUGCCGUUAGGGACUGAUGAACAAAGGGACGAUGAGAUCAUGAGACAGCGGCAAUACCGACAACACAGACGCAGGAACAAGCAUCCCAGGGGGGUGAAAAGCAUGGGACACUGUCCAGGCUCCAUGUUGUGUACCUUGACGGACGCCGCCAGUCCAGACUCCGGCUUAUUCAAGGACAGGACAGUGACCUCCCCUCCAACGACUGAUACGACUGAUACUACGAUAAGACCGACACUACGGAUACUAUCAUACUAUGAUACUGCCGCUCAGACAGCCUCGGGCACUCCGUUCAACGGGAGCUGGCCUGUCUGGGUCUGGGGUAAUUAUGGGAGGUCUGCUGCAUAUGGCUUGCCGGCUUUCUCCUAG
Pseudovirgaria hyperparasitica is the source of this 492-nucleotide messenger RNA. RefSeq lists its product as uncharacterized. The record is from RefSeq and is a predicted model, not a curated record. The transcript is spliced from 2 exons. NCBI's taxonomy places the organism in Eukaryota, Fungi, Ascomycota, Dothideomycetes, Acrospermales, Acrospermaceae. The coding region runs from base 1 to 492 and encodes 163 amino acids.